AUGACGACCAGAUACAGGGUUGAAUAUGCCCUCAAGACGCACAGGAGAGACCAGUUUAUAGAAUGGAUCAAGGGUCUUCUGGCUGUUCCCUUUGUUCUCUACUCCCAGCCGACGGGAGUGCUUGAUGCGAACGGCACGAGUCUCGCGCGGACGGCCGAGGAGGCUCACCGUCGGUAUGCCGAGAUCAUGCGUGACGUCGAGCUCAUGAUCGACGACCACAGUGAGUGA
Messenger RNA from Verticillium alfalfae VaMs.102, 228 nucleotides. RefSeq names its product IMP-specific 5'-nucleotidase. Gene Ontology annotation, molecular function: magnesium ion binding. The record is from RefSeq and is a predicted model, not a curated record. Gene Ontology annotation, biological process: inosine salvage; nucleotide metabolic process. NCBI's taxonomy places the organism in Eukaryota, Fungi, Ascomycota, Sordariomycetes, Glomerellales, Plectosphaerellaceae. The coding region runs from base 1 to 228 and encodes 75 amino acids. The transcript has 3 exons.